Messenger RNA from Fundulus heteroclitus (mummichog), 3078 nucleotides. It is a transcript of the gene scn2b, whose product is annotated as sodium channel, voltage-gated, type II, beta. Bases 194 to 850 code for a protein of 218 amino acids. The record is from RefSeq and is a predicted model, not a curated record. The transcript has 6 exons. NCBI's taxonomy places the organism in Eukaryota, Metazoa, Chordata, Actinopteri, Cyprinodontiformes, Fundulidae. Gene Ontology annotation, cellular component: membrane.
ACGGACCGACAACCAUAAGAUCAACCCUUACAAGGCUACAGACAUUGCCAGCCAUGUCCUGCUUCGAAAAAUAAAAUUACUGGGUUUUUUUUCUGCAUUUGAGCGCACGUGCCAAGAACAAUCUUGGUGGUAUAUCAAGUUCUGUUUAAUUAUUGAUUUUCUGAGAGUAGGACUUUAGGGGAAGGAUAGGAAAAUGUCUUCGCCCGAGCAGGAGAGGAGGUCUGGCGUUCAGCUGGUGAGCGCGCUGCUGCUGCUGCUCUCGCUUUCUGGUUGUUUGAGCAUGGAUGUGCUAGUACCCAAUUACAUCAAUGCACUUAAUGGGACAACUGUCACAAUCCCCUGCACCUUCACUUCCUGCUAUAAGAUUGACCUCACCAAGUUUGCUAUGAAUUGGACUUACCAAGAGACCCUUAACAAUACACAGGAGAAGUUUAUGACUUAUGAUAAGAAAAAAGGAAUGCAACCAGUGCCUUCAAACCGGUUUGGAGAGAGGGUUGUAUUUUCUGGGAACCUGGAUAAGAAUGACUUAACAAUCACGCUGCAGGAUGUUCAACUAGAGGACGAGGGGAUUUACAACUGCUACGUGAAGAACCCCCCAGAUCGCAUCCAAGGACAUGGCAUCAUCAAUUUCAAUGUUGUCACAGAGCUCCCCCCUCCAAGAGAUUCAACCAUUGCUGUUGCUAUUGGGGCAUCAGUGGGAGGAGCUUUAGCUCUGCUGAUCCUUUCAAUGGUGGUGGUGAAAUGUCUUCGUCGACAUCAGAAGCAAGAACUGAUUUCAGAAGAAAAGUUGGAGGAGGAGGGAAAGCUCGAGCCUGAAGCUGUUGCAGAAGAGGGGACAAAAUUACCGUAGUAAUCUGAACCAGCGUCUGGAUCUUCAACUCUCAGCUCCUAAUUUGAGAUGUGCACCCCCUUCUUCAGAAGCUGUAGUAACCACUGCUCGAAUCAUAUCACUGAUCAAAUCUAUUUGCAUGUGUGUGUCUGUGUGUGCGUAAUGCACAAACAAGGGAAAUAUUGUGUUAGUAAGGACUGAAUGUAUCCAUGUACAUGUGCAUAUUAAUCAAUGCCUAUAUGAGAUGGCAGUUUUUAGUUUUACUUUUCAUUAACAAGUCAGGGACUUAAAACUUCAAUAUUUUACUAAUAACAUUAAGACAUUCCUUGCCAUAUCCAAAGCACCCUCUGGCAGGUUAAUGCUGGGUUAUUAUUUAAAGUGGUUUUACUAUGUUUACAAUAUGUUUGCCCCUGCUGUGAUUUCACAGCUUAGCCUGCAGUCUUGGUAGUUUAAAAUUUUACAGUAGAAAUGCAUUUGGAUAUUUAGUUGGCAAAUUAGUUAGGUAUAAUCGUGCAAAGCUCCAACCACUAGAUGGCAGCAACGUGCUACCACUAUGUUGUUUUUGUACGUGUUUAAUAUGCAUCAACAGGCAUUAGUGGUAUCCAACACCAUCUUGGCCCUUUGGUAGUAUAAGGCAAAUUUGUGGAAAAAAGUGUACAAGGAGUUAAAAGUUUUUAAAUAUGAUAUUGCAAAAACAAUAGAAUAACAAAGUUAGUGGAAAGUGAUUAGUGAGUCUUCUGAUGCAAUGAAAGCUUAUUUUUUAUGAAAGUUAAUUUUAUUAUUUUAAUCAAUUACAACUUUAGGACUGAGGCAGACUCAUUAUAUCAAAUAAUGAGACAAAUUUAGCCAAAUGAAGAAAAACACAGUUAAUUCAGCAGCAGUGCUUAACAAGACUUGUACACUGAAAGAAAUUAUAGAGAUUUAUUGUUUGGGCUACAAGAUCUAUGGAGGCAAUAAUUUCAGUUUAUGCCAUCAUAAACAGUUGUUAAGCACAGGUUGUAGAUCUGAAUAAAAUCCUAAGGAGAACAAAGAAAAUAAAAGUUUCCCAGCAAAUAAAUAUCUGUCGUUUUAUAAACUGGUAAUAGGCUGAUGAAGGCAAAACAUUCAUAUUUUAACUAUACAUAAUAUAUCUAUCUGGGAAAAUCCACUGCUUCCCACACUGUCUUGAACCAUGCCUUUUUUCUUCAGUUCACAUCUAGAUAUAGCUUUUGCAUUUAGGAGACGUAUAACGUUCGAUGGCAGCUGGGCGACAGCUGUUUAAUAACUCAGCCAAACUAUGUUUACGUGUGUCAAUAUUGUCUACUUUAGUCUCAGCCAGAGAUUAUUCUCAAACAUUCCGUACAGAAUGUGGAGUUUUGACAAAUCAGAUGCCUUUACUCAGCCGGCCUUUUUUAGAGAAGACGCUGUUUGUCACAGAGGAAAAAGCACAAAUGCAGCUAAUAACAUUUGCAAUAGCUCCACUUUAAUCAAAUAAGUGAGUAUGGUACAAUGUACUUUCACCAUUACCUUUUAGUCUUUAAAUUGUUUAGUGCAAUGAACUGAAUAGCUUUUUUAGAUGUUUAAAAAAUAGCACUAUAAAAAUAGCAAGUAACAAUCCUGAGGUGCACUGUGUCUUAUAUAGAACCUCUUAAGAUUACAUUUUCAAUUACAUUACCAGAGUCAGCAGUGAAUCUAAAAACAAUCAUAGGAAGCAACUAAAACUUUCUGGAACUGACUCCACACCCUGUCUUAUUUCAUUUUCACUUUUAUUAAUUGCCUUUGUUAGUGUUUUUAUUGUGAAAAGUUAGUGAUGCAUUCAUGUUUGUUGUAGAAUAACUGCAAUGGUUAAUAUUUUGUGAGUUGUGGUUCUGAGCACUUUGACAUUGAUCUUAAAGUUUGGAUAAUCGUUUUAUAAAGAGAGAUAUACACAUGGACAUAUUUGUUACCCCUCCACACUUGUAAAGUUUUUUUUAAAGUCUUAUACUAUAUGGUCUCUUGGAGUAUACUCCUACAAUGAAAUAAAAAUAAAACAACUACCAGCCUCUAUUUUGAAUAAAGUUAUGUAUUGAGGAAUAUGCUAUAUAAUAAUUCCCAUGGUAGAAAAUACAAUUAAGCUCAAAAAUGUUUAUACAGCAGAUUGAUGCCUAGUCCACACAUAUCUGACUAUCUGGGAAAAGAAUACAUUUUUAUGCAGUUAGGACUUUCAUCCAUACUUUAAUUCCAUUUUACAUAUCUAGAAACAAACAAUUCUGAAAACUCUGACCAAAAUG